This is a messenger RNA of Stegastes partitus (bicolor damselfish), 6755 nucleotides long. It is a transcript of the gene ly75, whose product is annotated as lymphocyte antigen 75. Bases 205 to 5397 code for a protein of 1730 amino acids. Lineage: Eukaryota; Metazoa; Chordata; Actinopteri; Pomacentridae. The record is from RefSeq and is a predicted model, not a curated record. The transcript has 35 exons.
UUGUCGGUAGCUUGACACUCGGUAUCUCAGCGGGACUCUGGUGGCACCGCUGACAGCUCACACAAGUUCGUUAGCGUCGGUAAGCGUCCGGACACUUUCGCUUUUGCACUUGAGGGGAACGGUUGGGCCACUUUUCUCCGCCUCCGUCUCCCCGGUGGGCAGCAGACCCUGUAUGAGUCCAGCAGAGAGCCUCCUUUCGUGACCAUGCUGAACCUCACCGGAGCCGCUCUUUGUUUGUUGACGCUGUCGCUGCGCUCCUGCAUGUGUUGGACCACUUUGGAAGAUGAAUCUUUCACCAUUCAGCACUUGAGCUCGGGGAAGUGCCUCAGUUCAGGCUCUUCGACAGACUUGACCCUCACCACCUGCGACCCGAACAGCAGGUCCCAGCUGUGGUUGUGGGGUUACGAGCACCAGCUCUUCCACGUGGGCACGUCGCUCUGCGUGGCGUUGAACGUCCACACCAAGACCCCGUCCCUGGUUGACUGCGGCUCCAGCCUGCCGUUGGGGUGGCGCUGCGCGGACAGGGCUGUUUACACCGUGUAUCAGAUGGGCCUGGCGGUCAGCGAAGGCAAAAUUGCAGCCAAACGGGACUCUAACGAUACGUGGGUGAGAGGAGGAUCCCAAGACAACAUCUGCUACAGGCAAGAUCGUGUUCCAGUUGUCCACACCACCAACGGGAACUCUGCUGGCAGCCCCUGUGAAUUCCCCUUCAAAUACAACGGCAGCUGGCAUUUCGGAUGCCUCCCUGACGCAGACUUCCCUGGACUGUCCUGGUGUGCCACCACGUCAGACUAUGACCAAGACAGGAAGAAGGGACACUGUCUAACUCCUGAGAAGGGUUGCAGCACGUUGUUUGCUGGGCCGGAGGGGGAGUUCUGCUAUGAGUUUGUUUCCGCUGCUGCAGUGACCUGGCAUGAAGCUUUGGAUUCAUGUCGCAGUCAAGGGGCUGAUCUGCUCAGUUUGUCCGAAACCGACGAUCUCAACUCCACAACCCUACUGGACGGCCUUCGCCAUAUGCCUGAGAGGAUGUGGAUCGGCCUGCAUCAGUUAGACUCUUCUCAGGGCUGGCAGUGGUCGGAUGGAUCCCCUCUGUCUGUUCUGCGUUGGGAAAAUGGAAUGCCCUUCACCUCCAUGAUCAUUGAGUCCGACUGUGGAGUCCUGAACUCCAAAAAGAACUACGAAUCCGAGUCAUGCAACAAACGGCUGCCGUACAUCUGCAAGAAGAGUGCCAAUGCCUCUCGGGCUGAAACAACAGAGCCUUUCGAAUAUAAAGAAACAGUGUGUCAGGAAGGUUGGGUUCCAUGGAAUGGCUGGUGUUAUAAGCUGGUGAAGGACGAGCGACGAAACUUCACAGAUGCUGAGCAGCACUGCAACGUCACAGAGGGAGGGGGAUUUUUAGCCAGUUUCCACUCCAUUGACAGCAUAGAGAUGAUCAGCACCAAUUUCCAUGCAGAGGGACAGAUUUUGGACGUGUGGAUCGGUCUGUAUGGCGUCGGCAUGAACCCCACUGUCUUCAUGUGGAAGGACGAGGCGCCAGUAACCUUCACUUACUGGAAUAAAAACCAACCAGUCCAGCCCACUCAGGAUUCCAGCUGUGUCUUGUACUCUGGAAGGUCUCAUAGUUGGAAGGUUGGGGGCUGCACGCAGAAGCUGCCUUUCAUGUGCCAGAAGAAAGGAGAGGUCAAUGAAUCUGCAACACAGGACGGAUGUCGCUUUGAAGAUGGUUGGAGGAGACAUGGCAACUCCUGCUAUAAAGUGAACCCGGGACAAGUGUUCUUCAAAGAUCACUGUAACAUCACCAUAAGAAACAGGUUCGAGCAGGCCUUUAUCAGCCGUCUGCUUGGAGAGCAGAUUGGCAAGAAGACUCAGUAUUUCUGGAUAGGGCUGCAGGACAUCAAGAGUACAGGGGAGUACCAGUGGAUGAGCCAGGAUGGGGUUACGUACACCAACUGGGGCUGGUUCCAACCAGAUCGGGAGGGAGGUUGUGUUGUGAUUUCCACUGGGAAACCGUUCGGCAAGUGGGAGGUGAAGAACUGCACCCUUUUCAAAGCUGGCACCAUUUGUAGAAAAGACCUUGCUCCGCCUCCAGCCCCAGAACCAGAACCGAACCCUAAUGCAACCUGUCCUGACGGAUGGGUGUCCAGACAAAACAUCAGAUACUGCUACAAGGUGUUUCACGAAGAACGGCUGAGCAGGAAACGGUCCUGGGAGGAAGCUGAGCGGUUCUGUCAAGCGCUGGGAGCCAACCUGCCCAGCUUCACAAAUAACGACGAGAUGAGAGCUCUGCACAGCGUCAUGAGAGAAACUGUCAGUGAUAAUCGAUACAUCUGGGUAGGUCUGAACAGGAGGAACCCAGCUGAUCGCUCCUGGCAGUGGAGCGACGGGCGGCCUGUAUCCGUGGGCAUUUUACACCAAGAUUUUUACGAGGAUGAUGCAUACAGUCGGGACUGCACUGCUUUUAAGACGUCCAGGAGCACCUUGAAGCAUCUGGUCGUGUUUCUGCUCCACGACUUACCUCACGUCCCUUUCUUUGCCACGCCGUUUCACUGUGACGCCAAGCUUGAGUUUGUCUGCCAAAUCCCCCGUGGAAAGACUCCAAAAACCCCAGAGUGGUACAAUCCAGGGGGUCACCAUGAGACAUCUGUCUUCGUAGACGGAGCAGAGUUUUGGUUUGUUCCAGAGCCAAAGCUAAGUUUUGAGGAGGCAUCGCUCUUUUGCAAAGCAAAUGGCAGCAAACUGGCUUCUCCUCUGAGCUCCAUUGCUGCUGGAAAGAUUCAACAGCAACUGCAAAGUUUGUCGAGUUCUUCCAAGCAAAACUGGUGGAUCGAUCUGAGGCAGCCUGGACGGGUGUUCCCCAUGACGUACACCCAGAUGUACUUUUAUCACUCGUUUUUCCUGGAUAGAUGCACCUACAUCAGCCCUGACAGUCCCUUUCCAGAGCAUGAUCGCAGUUGCCGGCAGCGAUUUUCCUUUGUGUGUGAAAGACAGAACAUCACGUCAGUGGAGAUAAACCCUCAGGAUCCUCAGCCUGGAGGAUAUCCCUGCGGAAAUAAUUCUCUGUCCUUCAGAAAUAAGUGUUACACAUUGAUGAGGAGCAAGAAGCCUGUGCCAUUCAAGUUUGCCAGUGAGGAAUGCCAGUCGGUGAGGGGAACCCUGGUCACCAUAUCAGAUCAGGUGGAGCAAGACUUCAUCAACACCCUCCUGCCAGAUAUGAGAGACAUGGAAAAAAUAUGGAUUGGUCUGAAACUGAAGGAGAGCGACUCCGUAUGGGCUGACCAGACCCCAGUUAACUACAUCAACUUCAACCCUCUGCUCGUGGGUAUGCACAAGGCCAUAAAAGUCAAUAAAUGGGAUCAAGAGAGUAUGGAUUUGUGUGCGUACAUGAUCAAUAACCCGAGCUCUGACAUGCUGGGUACCUGGGACUACUCUUCCUGUACGCAAUUUCAGAAUACAGCCAUCUGCCAACAUUAUGCAGAUAAAGCCGAGGAGCCCAGUGUCUCUACAAAGCCCUUCCAGGUCAACAACCACACCGUCCAGCUGCUGGUCAAAAAUCUCACCUGGUUUGAGGCUGUAGAGCACUGUAGGAGUAACAACAUGGACCUGGCAAGCGUGGCCGACACUCUCCUGCAAUCCACCCUCACUGUGCGUGUGAGCCGUGCAAAGACACCCAUGUGGAUUGGCCUGUUCAGCGACGAUGAUGGGAAGCACUACCGCUGGGCCGACCACAGUCACACCGUGUUCAGUCGCUGGUCCUCCGAAGUCACCACCAGUGGCUCCUGUGUUUACCUGGACACCGACGGCUACUGGAAAGCCACUGAGUGUGACGAGGAGCUGGGAGGAGCUAUCUGCCACAAACCGCUCAAGGAGAUCAUCACCACACCAGAGGAUGUUGCAGUGAACUGCCCCCAUCAAAUUAAUGGUCCAAACUGGAUCCCUUUCAAGAACAACUGCUACACUUUCCAGCUGGUCGCCUCUAGAUGGCAACUGGUGGACCAAGGGCAAAUUCAGGAAACCUGCAAAACCCUUCAUAAGGACGCAGACAUCCUAACUAUCCGAAAUGAAGAGGAGAAUGAGUUUAUCCAGAGCCAGCUUGUACCAUUUCAAAGCUUGGCCCAGUUUGUGUGGCUGGGAAUGUUCAAAGACGACAUCGAUAACCAGACAAAGUGGUACGAUGGCACAAAUGUUCAAUAUUCUAACUGGGCAAGAGGCCGACCGAAUGUAGAUGGACCAUUUAUGGCUGGUCUCACCACGGACGGCACCUGGAUUCUCGUCACAAACACAAAGCUACACUGGGAGUUCAAACAAAAGACCAUUGUGACCUGCAAACUGGAUUAUGACAACAAACAUGAGUACAACAAGUCAUACUCGGACUUCAAACACUACGGCAGCUUGACUUAUGAGGUUGUGACCCAAAAGUUGACUUGGCAGCAGGCUCUAGAAGAGUGCGACCAGCGUGGAGGCCACCUGGCGAGCGUCCACGACAUGCAGCACGACGCACAUGUGAAGCUCAUUGCCAAGACAGAUGGAUUCAAGCUCUGGAUUGGCCUAUCGAACCAGGAUGUCAAAGGCUCAGCCUAUGAAUGGUCUGAUGGAACAAAAUUUGACUACAACCCCACUAUCACUGAUUCAGCUAAGAGUUCCAGCCCAGACAAACCAGAGGCCAGCUGUGUUUUUAUAACUCCUACUGGAACAUGGGAAAGGACCAGCUGCAAUACUGUGGUGGAUGGGGCCCUCUGCUACACCACCGCCAUCACCACCACCUCCCAACGAGCCAAACUGCAAGCUGCCCCAGGAGACAAUCACUGCCCUCAAAGCAACGGUGUGUCCAAGUGGAUUCAGCAUCAGGAUCACUGUUACGCUUUUGAUGAGAGCUUCUACAACUACAGCGUCUACAGCAUGGAGCAAGCCAAGACCAUCUGUCAGAAGAUUGAUGCUAAACUACUGACUAUCAAUUCCAAAGAGGAGAAUGACUUCCUUGCGAAGUACAUGGCUGAUAACCCUCUCAUCACCAAUCGAGUAUGGCUCGGCAUAGACCUUGAUACUCAAGGUAAGCCUCUAUCCUGGUUGGAUGGCUCGGCUCUGGCUUUCACUAACUGGAAGUCAGAGGACCAGCUUAAUAAGAAGUCCGAGCCCCAAUGUGCCGUCAUGAUGGCCGCAGAUAAUGGAACUUGGAGUCUGGUCAGCUGCAAGUCCAGCUACAGUCGUGUUGUCUGCAAAACUGAAACAAAGUCUGCAGGCACACCUGUGGCGCUGGGUCUCUUCAUCAUCAUCGUCCUCAUUCUUACUUUAGCCGCCGCCUUUAUCAUUUACAAGAAGAAAAGGUCCACCUUCUCCUCCACCGUCCGCUACAAGAGGACCUUCGAUGACACCACCAGUAUUGUAACCGAAGAUGACUGAGCUCGCUUAAGUAAUCAGCCUCAGGGAGUAUUGAAGCCUGCCUCGUGUGCUUUUAAGGAAUUCUCAGCUUGAGCGAAUGCAGCCUCCCCACACACACACACACACACACACACACACACACACACACACACUUUUUAAAAAUUAUUUAUUUUUCCUGCUUAAGCCUGAAAUCUUUCCACAGUUGUGUGUAAAACUGUAAAUAUUGUUUGAGAAUUGUGAAUGGGUGCCAAUUCAGUUUCUUAAUUUGGGUUUCUUGGUAUUGUGAGAGCACCGUGUUAUUCUAUCUGUUGAAUGUGAAAUUUUGUGUUGAUUUGUAGAAAUAUGCAGUCUGACAAAAUCUGACUUAAACUCCCAUUCAGCCUUAACAAGUGAAACUGCACUGAUGCAUGAGUGACUCCAAAAUGUCCUAUUUUUUUUAUUUAUACUGUGUAUACGCAAUCUAGUCUAAGGUGGUGAACAAAAACCAACACUUUAAGAGACUUUUAAAAGAACAAGCCACCUAAAAAUACAAUACAAACUAUUUUCUUUGACUGAGAGUGCAAACUAUCUUGAUAACUUUUCCUUCAAAUUCUAGUAAUGCAACUAGAUCUGCUAUAACUUUCUACAAACACAAUAACCCAACUAAAGACUGUGGGUCAUAUCUGAACAUUUAUCAAACUUCUGCAAAUCACUUUAAAACUGCCUGGAUUGAGAGAUUAUACUCUGGCCUAAGGAAAUACAUUGUAUUUUAGUUGGACAAUGCCUUAAAAUAAGUACAAAUCUUUGUCAUGGGUGAAAACAUCACUGACUGUGCCUUCAAACAUAAUUUUCUCUGAUCAAAGUUGAGUUUUUAUGCAGGACAGGCUUCGUUUUUAAGAUUUAUUCACUGAUUUAUAGCUGAAAUAAUGCCUAAUAAUAGUUUUGUCUGGAAUUUCAGUCCUACCGUUGAGCUGUAAAAGUGUAGGACGCUGUCUUAUCAAACUGAGUCAGACACCUGUUUGUAUAAUUUUGUGUGGAUCUGACUUUACUAUGCACUUAACUACUGAGCAAGAGCGCACUUUAAUAUGUUGUGGAGAUACAGUUCCCAUGUUUAAGCACAAUGAGGUUUGGAGAGCUUUUAAAGGCGUUCAGAUUGCACUGGUGUUCGCUGUAAAUGCUUUGUAAAUAUGUGAUGUUUGUUUUGUAACUGAGAAUGAACCAAAGAUGCUCUGAGUCGUUUGAAUGUCGAAAGCCUGAGCUUUCCUUUUUCAGCUUGAGGAACUGCCUCAGUGUGGCUUGUUAACCCAUACUUAUCAAGAUGCAAACCAAAUGUUUUUACAGAUUUGUCAGUUCAAAUCAGGUACAAUAUCCUUCCAAUAAAAUUUCAUGUCUUGAACCAA